UGCCACAUAUUUAAUGAUCAACUAUGAGAGUUAAAUGCUACAUCACACAAAGUUAAUGCAAUUGAACGGUCAGUGACCAAGCUUGGAUUAUUGAACUAAUCUUUUUUUAGUAAGGAUUAUUGAACUAAUUUUAGUGUUCAGUGAUGGAAUAAAUAUUUGUAGCGGCAAAUGUGAAAUAAUUCAGUAAAUCUAGUGAUCAUACAUUCAAUUUACCCAUAACACGAUUCACACUUCUCUGAGCAGUGUAACGAGGGUGUUUGAUGAUUUUUAUGAACAAGCUACGUUAAAUUACUCUACUCCUAUAAUGGUUCAACGACAACUAAAAAAACUAACAUAUGGCUACUUUGCAGGUAAAAUGUUAAACUUGACAUGUGUGUCAAAGUUGCGAUUUUGCAAACCCUUGCUUCAUAUUCGUUUCUCUUAUUUAUAGUCAUUAGGUGUAACCACCUUAGUAACCACUAGCUUGUCGGUUGCUCCAACGGUAUCGGGGUCUUCAUCACCACCUUGGUAACUACUAGGUUUUCCACCACUCUAACCGCCUCAGGGACCCUCAUUACCACCCAUGUGACCUGUUGGAGUGGCCUCGGAGUUAGACUGGUGGCCUCGGAGUUGGGUCGGGGCCUUCAUCACCCCUUGGUAACUGCUAGCCUUUCCACCGCUUUAACUGUCUCGGGGAUCCUCAUCACCGCCUUGGUGACCUGGUGGUGUCAGUUUGGAGGCCACGACGUUGGGCCGGUUGGUGUUAAGUUAAACUUCAACCGUCUUGCCUCUAUCACAUUGCCUUUGUCACCGUGCCUCUUUUAUGGGUCGGGUGACUCCACACUUACUAUCCUCUACUCUCGUCUUACUGGUCUCUUAUUGAAACUACCUUGUUAUCUUAAGCAUUGGUUGAUGAGAUAAGAACUUAACCCCUCCUAGUUAAGAACAUUGCCCCUUACCAUCAAGAUUUGAGCUCAACAUGGUCGUCAACUUGUCACUUAUAUGACUUAGCACCAAGCUCAGCUUUCCAGUUUGUGACAAAUUCUGCCUCAUCAGUUUGGUACAUGCGAGCUUAUCAUCAAACCAGUAUUAUUGGUAGAUCGUACCGCCUUGUCAACUUGUUAGCGUGUCUAUCUUGUCGGUUUGGUACCUUGCCUUACAAGUCUCCGUCGUCGAGGCUCCAAUAGUUUUUGGAAGCUAAGUUUUCGCACCAUUUGCUUAUCACACGUCCUUCUUGUCACCUCUAUGGCUCAAAGCCUAGUUUUUGGAAGCUAAAUAUCAUGCCCAUUUUUUUUUUUGGGGUGUUACUAAAUCUACCGCAAACAACCUAAGUACAAAGGCACCGGCUAAAGGUGUUACCUGUGACGCCAACCAAGGAGUUUGACGCUUGAUUCUCGACAUAAGUAUAUCAAGGUGUUCAAGUCUUCAAAGGAGGGGGCUCUUCUUCUUCUCUUUCCUCACUUUUCACCUUUGAUUAUCUCUCUACAUUAUUCUCUCAACUCACUUAAACAUAAAUUGACUUGAUCGUCGGAGCUUAACCCGGGGGGCAUCCCCGACUUUCCACAGAUUCCUUUCCUCCUAACGAGAUCAGACGAAUGGAUUGCGAGUCAAGUCCCACUAUUAACCAGUCAGCCAACAUCGCAACUCGAGGCCCUCCACACACCAAGGCCGCCACGACGGACACCAACCUGCACCGCUUCACCAACUCGCAGCCAGCUCCUAUGCCAAUUGGGCACGCAUCAAUCCCAUCCCCGCCCAAAUGUGCCCGCCUCCAUAAGCCAUUUCGCACCGCGCCCCUGCCAGCCUUCCACCUCAAAACUCGCACGGCCCACGUCGCCUCACAUUUAAGUGUCAACAACAAGUAAAAAUUAUUUCGCUGCCACCAUUGUCUUGAACCAGCAUCCGUGCAACCAUAUAUUAGCUUGCAAACCAUCGCACUAAAGGAUCACUUAUGCAUCCACAACGCCAAAGUAUGAUGUUAUUCCAGGUGCGCUUUAGAUCCACGCAGCGUCACUGACUCGCGGCUCAUUUCUCGUCUGGCCCACCUCACACUAAGCCUGCCUAGGUGGUGGUCAACACGCCUCCUAAACUCUACAACGCGAACCGACCCUACUCACUCCUUAAUAUCUCCAAUCCUGCUCUGGAUCCAGGUCGUGUCACUUACUCUCGGCCCGCUUGACAUCAUUUGCCACCAUUCGGCCCUCACAUAAGCCCGCCCGCAACGCCAAGUCCUAAGCUCGCCACAAUGCGCAGCCCAAACCAUACUGAUGCGUCACGCUUUGUGCACCAUCAACUUGCGGCCCAACGAGGCACGCCCGCGACGCCAAGCCCAUGUAUGGCAUCCAAGCUCACUCACAGCCCAACAUCAUGCUACCGGUCCCGCUCCGACUCAAGUUUUGCUUCACGGACCACGCGAAGGUACCAACUCGCGGAUUGGCCCCAAACUAUCGUCGCCGCCAGUAUUUGAACCGCACCACUCCUUAACCAAACAAGUAUCUUGACCAAUAGACUACAUACCCACAUAUCAUUAGGCGCAACACUCUUAUUUUAAAGACUCUUCCCGCCGCUUCGCCAACAUAAAGCUAAGUACUCUAUCCCAUUAUCAUUAUUAAAAUUUUAAAUAUUUUACUUUCAUGAGUGUUAAUGGCUCUAAUGGGGGAAAGACGUACCAAACAACAUGGGAGAUGAGAAACACAAUCACGCGACAUAUGGAUAUGAUCAUGGUGCGCGCCUCGACUAGUCAACGCAAUGAAGAAUCUACAAUGGGCGAGGGCUAAUAAUCACGGCUCGCGCUUCGACUAGUCAAUGCCAUGAAGAAUCUACAAUGAGUGAGGGCUAUUAAUCAUGGCUCACGCCUCGACUAGUCAACGCCUUGAAGAAUCUACAAUGGGUGAGGGCUAAUAAUGCCGUCACCAAGUGUUCAACACCUUGAAGACUCCAAACUGAGGGUACAUAGACCCCGACGAGGAGAGCGUACGACGCCUUGAAAAAAUCUACAAUAUGGGAGCGCUCAACCACCUCCGUUCGUGUAAGACUCAGUAGUAAGCACAAAAAUAAGACUUCGAUAAGUGCAUUGGUGAAUCUACAAUAUGAGAGCACUCGACUACCUCCGUUCAUGUAAAACUCAAUUGUAAGCACACAAAUAAGACUUCGAUAAGAGAAUUGGUAAAUCUACAAUAUGGGAGCGCUCGACUACCUCCAUUCAUGUAAGACUCAAUAGUAAGCACACAAAUAAGACUUCGAUAAGAGCAUUGGUGAAUCUACAAUAUGGGAGCGUCAACUACCUCCAUUAAUGUAAGACUCGACGGAAUCACACAAAUAAGACUUCGAUAAGAGCAUUGGUAAAUCUCCAAUAUGAGUGCGUUCAACUACCUCUAUCUCCAAUAAAGGGCAAUAACCGUGCACGGUAACCCCGUUAAUUAAUCGUGUGGCUAUCACAAGCGCACCAAUGAAAGAGGGCACACUUGUGUUCGCUUGAAGAAUCUCCAACAAGCAAUUUCUCGGUGCAAUGAAGAAUUUCAACUAAAGAGCGCUCAAUGCGUUAAUAAAAUCCACUAACUGGGGGGGGGGGCAAAAUCCAUGAAGCUGGCACCGCGUCAGCUAAGCGCACCACAAACUGGGGGGCAACUAGGGGUACAUAGGGCUCCAUCCAAGAUGAUCGGCGAACUUUUAAAAAUAUAAUAUUAAUCUAUAGGUGAGUUCAGCUUGUGAGGCAAUUGUUGAGGGUGUUACUAAAUCUACCGCAAACAGACUACAUAAUAAGGCACUGGCUAAAGG
Linum trigynum is the source of this 3756-nucleotide messenger RNA. The record is from the annotation of a GenBank genome assembly. NCBI's taxonomy places the organism in Eukaryota, Viridiplantae, Streptophyta, Magnoliopsida, Malpighiales, Linaceae.